UCUCUGCUGCAUUUUCGUUAUGACAUGAUUAAGUGCGAAUUAAUGUCGGUAACCGUGUGAGUGAGUGUGUCGGAUGUGGGGGAAACGACGCAACGGCGGGCACUCAGUGCUCGUUUUGGGACACACAGAAGCGGAGGAGCACAAUUGAAUUGAAUGUGUUGCGAGACGAAGAAGCUAAUCCAGCACCAUUUGGCUCUGUGAUACCAUCCAGCCCGUCAGGACCUUAUCAACAUCUGUGGCAUAGUAGUUAAAGGGUCUGGGAUCGAGUCCUGCUCCUGACUGUUCGAGGUCUUGACUGAAAAUUGUGGGUCUUGAAGGUGUGCAACAAUGCAGACUAUUAAGUGUGUUGUUGUUGGUGACGGUGCCGUCGGUAAAACCUGCCUCUUAAUCUCAUACACGACCAACAAGUUUCCAUCCGAAUAUGUACCAACGGUCUUUGAUAACUAUGCAGUGACGGUUAUGAUUGGCGGUGAACCAUACACUUUAGGAUUAUUUGAUACUGCAGGUCAGGAAGAUUAUGAUAGGUUGCGACCUCUGAGCUAUCCCCAGACUGACGUUUUCUUAGUUUGUUUCUCUGUCGUUUCACCGUCUUCCUUUGAAAACGUUAAAGAAAAGUGGGUGCCCGAAAUCACUCACCACUGUCCGAAGACUCCAUUCCUGCUGGUGGGAACACAGAUUGACCUUAGAGAUGACCCCUCAACCGUUGAGAAGCUGGCCAAGAACAAACAGAAGCCAAUCACCCCAGAGACCGCGGAGAAGUUGGCCCGCGACCUCAAAGCGGUGAAAUAUGUUGAGUGCUCUGCGCUCACGCAGAAAGGACUGAAGAACGUGUUUGACGAGGCCAUACUGGCUGCCCUGGAGCCACCGGAGCACACGAAGCCCGUAUUCGACUGGUCCAGAUGUGCGCUGCUUUGAGCAACCUCUCCUUUCUCAGUGGACCUCCGUUAGCUGAUUUAUACUGUAUAGCAGAGGAGCUUCUGCAGGGUGUACUGUGGUUUUCACCUCAUCUGAGCUCAUAAUCACUCAGCUUCCAAUUAUGUUCAAUGAAACGAAUCAGUUGACUGACUCCCUCUUUUGUUUUCAGUUGGGUUAAACUGAACUGGUGUGAAGGAAUGUUUUUAGUUGUUUAAAUGUUAGUAAAAAAUAUUUUUAGUGUUUUCAUUUUCACCCCACAGAUCAAUGACAAUCAUUUAUUCAAUGAAACGUUUGUGAUUAAUCGUUCUAACCCUGCAAAGAGCUGGACUUGAUCGAUAAUCCUUAACUGCUAAAAAUUCUGUUUAAUUAUACAAAGGUUUUAUCUGCAUAAAUCCGCCUGUAGCAGAUUUGUAAAAUAAGAGUAAAAUGAAGUUCUCAGCUACUACGAUCAAUUAAUAUAAUUUGAAUUGUGCAGUGCGUUCAAAGUCCUAACGAAGGCUGAGUGGUUAAGGGCUCGGAGGGUGUAGAGCACAGUGCACCCUGGGCCACGAGUGCCGCAGUUCACUAACUUUGCUGUAACACAGAGAUUCUUAACCUUUUCUGAGCCACUGACCUUUUUCCGAAUCUGAUAAACACUAAGGACCCGUGAGAGAGGCAACGUUGAAAAUAUUUACAUGUAUUAAUUUAGCAGAUGCUUUCCUCCGAAUCGACUUACAGUGUUAAGCU
Molecule: messenger RNA, 1641 nt
Organism: Scleropages formosus (Asian bonytongue)
Lineage: Eukaryota; Metazoa; Chordata; Actinopteri; Osteoglossiformes; Osteoglossidae
Product: cell division control protein 42 homolog
Exons: 7
Coding region: 328-915 (195 amino acids)
Biological process (GO): small GTPase-mediated signal transduction
Molecular function (GO): GTP binding; GTPase activity
Source: RefSeq, a predicted model, not a curated record